AUGAACGGCUUCCAGUUGGCGCCGGCGGCGGCCCUAGGCGGAAUGGCUGCUGUAUCCCAGACAGGAAAGAGCGUGAGAUGCGGAGGAGCAGGGUUUGACCUCGGAAACGUGGCACCUGUGAUAUCCCGUAUCGCCGCGUUGCCGGUAGGCGAAAUCCGGCCAGGAGGGUUGAACACGACGCAUUGGACACCUGAAAAAGAGAGACAGAGAGCGCACAGGCCGCCAUCUUUUUGCCGGCGCAAUGAUACCCAAUGCGGUUACGGACAAAGAAAUUGUCUUUAAGUACCGGCCAUCCACCCUCCCCAUUCCUCAUCUCGAGCUGCGACAUUCUUCUUCGUCUAGGAAGCAAGAAGGUCCGUUACUCUCUCUCUCUCUCUUUCUCUCUUUCUCUCUAGCAAGGUACGAGCACUUCCCAUUUUAGCUAGUCUUUCAUCUUCUUGUGAUUGUUAAGGAUAAGAAGACCAUCACGUUUCGCUAGUCUCUCGCAGGAUCACUCAAGUCCAGAAGAUGUCGUCGUUUUCAUUGCCCAUGGAUGGAGAUGCCACUAGCGAGCAGACGAUCGGCUGCCCGUUGGACUUAACCGGGGACUUCAUGAUACUGCCCUCCCUUUCCAUUUCCAUCUCCGAUACCGUACCGGCCCUCGUGGCGACUCCCACCGUCGUCGAAGGAGUAAUCCGAGUUUACCAUUCUGUUAUUCAUCAUUAUCAUUGUCAUCAUUAUCGUCGUUGUCGUCAUCGUCGUCAUCUUCUUUUUCUUGUCCAACGUUAACCCCACUAAAACGGAUCUCCAUUUUUGCGUUCUUCUCCGACUGUGAAGAACGUUGAAGGCCGUGAGAAUCUGAACGAAAGAGAUGACGAAUCAAGCUGCGACGAGAACUAUGUUGCUCCGAUGCCGCAGCCUCCGCAAACUGAGCAGAGGACCGGUGAGAGGAGCAGUGGCUGGCGCUCCGCGAAGAAGCGUCACACCCCAGAACAGAUAAUGGGGUUGGAGGCGUAAGGAACAAACCCUACACAAAAUAUCGACGAUAGAAACACACGAACGCGAGAGGUUAACUCUCCCUUCUUACGUCGACUAUCAUCGAGAGUGUUUUUGCAGGGCCUUCAGGGACUGCUGUCACCCGAGCGACAAGCAGCGGCUCAGUCUGAGCGAGGAGCUAGGGCUGACGCCUGAGCAGGUGAAGUUCUGGUUUCAGAACCGCCGGAAUCAACUGAAGGUAGGGUUUGCCCACGUUCUCGUCGUCCCUCCAUUUUUUGCUCUUUCUUCUCUCUCUCUCUCUCUACCGUGAGAACAGAGCUCUGGCAAGAGAUGAUCGGAGGAAUGAUGCUGUUGAAUGAAUCUAUUCAUGACGUUGGUCAGAAACAAGUGAUUUCGCUGACGGGCUUGGUCACUGGCUUUGCAGAAUAAGCAUGAGAAGGAGAGCAACAUCCAUCUUCGUGCGGUGAACGAGAGAUUGAAGGACGUCAACUACGAACUAAAGGCUUCCGUGUGUAACAUUAUGUGCGGAUCAUGCGGCCGCCCUACCGUUGUUCGCAAGCCGUCGCCGGAAGAGCUGCGUCUCAUGAGGGAGAACGCGUGGCUCAAGGGAGAGGUAAUCAGACGCAAACCCUUCGCCGGUUCCGCAAUAUUUACUGACGGUGCUGUGUUCUCUUCCACUGAUAGGUGGACAAAAUAUCGUCCUUCCUGAGAAAUCACGGAUUCUUACCGGAGCAGCCGAUAUUGCCGAGUGUGCCGCUGCCUUCUCAAAAUCUCGACACUGGUUUCUAUCCCCCAUACACUGGUGGGACUGAUUUUUGA
Messenger RNA from Spirodela intermedia, 1794 nucleotides. The record is from the annotation of a GenBank genome assembly. NCBI's taxonomy places the organism in Eukaryota, Viridiplantae, Streptophyta, Magnoliopsida, Alismatales, Araceae.